Messenger RNA from Poecilia latipinna (sailfin molly), 2195 nucleotides. RefSeq names its product E3 ubiquitin-protein ligase BRE1B-like. The record is from RefSeq and is a predicted model, not a curated record. Lineage: Eukaryota; Metazoa; Chordata; Actinopteri; Cyprinodontiformes; Poeciliidae. Gene Ontology annotation, cellular component: HULC complex; nucleus. The transcript has 10 exons. The coding region runs from base 85 to 1575 and encodes 496 amino acids. Gene Ontology annotation, molecular function: ubiquitin protein ligase activity.
UCCUCAUUGGCUGUGCUUGUUUUUAUUUCUGUUAAUGCAAAACAUCUCCACCGAAUGCUUUAUAGCCGUAUUUAUAAUAAGUGAAUGAAAACGGGGAUAAUAAGUGAAGGAAAGAUGUCGGGUGCCGGGGGAGGGAAGCGGCCCUCGGGAGGGGACAGUCCUCCUGGCCCACCUGAGAAAAAGAGCAAGAAAGAGGAGAAAACCACCACGACGCUUAUCGAGCCCAUCCGCAUAGCGGGAGUCUCCUCCACGGAGGAAAUGGACAUGAAGGUGCUGCAGUUUAAGAACAAGAAGCUGUGCGAGCGGCUGGAGCAAAGGCAGGCGAUGGAGGACGAGUUACGAGAGAAAAUAGAAAAGCUGGAGAAGAGGCAGGCUACCGACGACACGACCCUGCUGAUUGUCAACCGGUACUGGUCUCAGCUGGAGGAUAACGUUAAAGUUUUGCGUAAAUGCAUCGAGCCGGAGUUGGCGUCUGGCCCCGCCCCGCCCUCUGCCCCGCCGCCGGAAACCAUGGCGACGGAGGACAAUGGCGUCGCUCUGACCCUGCCGACCUCGGCGGUUCCUCCGCCGCCGCUGCCAGAGGCCCAGAGCGAAGCCGGCCUGACGGACCAGCAGCUCCAGCCGGAAGAGCGGCAGGAAGAUCACCAGGACGAGCUGCAGCAGCCGGCGCCCCCUGCUGGAGGAGACGAGUUAACGCCACCGACUGAACCGCCGUCUGAUCCAAAAACAGAUGCGUCGCUGCCUCCUCCUCCUCCUCUCAGCGAGAAUGCGAAGGGUUUCCUGGCCACGCUGGAGCAGAGCGGCGAGGAGGAGCUGAGUUUACACCUGCAGGACCGCAUGCUGUUCAGCAAGGACGCCAUCGGCCACCUGGUCCGCGUCUUCGACCGGCUGCACGCGCGCAUUGAUGACAUGUGCACGGCUAUCCAGGCUGCAGCAGGCGAGGAGGGCGGGCCGCUGGAGGACAACGUCCGGCUGAGGGACCUGGCCACGCUGCUGCAGGGACGACACCACAAGAUGUCCAUGGAGUACAAUGAGUGGGUGGACAAAGUGACCAGUGCAGAAACCAAAGUGUCUGAGAUGGAGACAACGGUGGAGGAUCUGCAGUGGGACAUCGAGAAGCUUCGCAACCGGGAGCAGAAGCUCAACAAACACCUGGCGGAGGCCAUGGAGCAGCUUAAGUCUGGCUACAGCAGCACCGGCAGCUCGGGCGGAUUAGCCGGAGGGCAGAUAACGCUCAACAUCCAGAAGUUUGAGAGCCUGAAUGCGGAGCUGGAGCACAACCAGGAGCUGGCCAACAGCCGCAUGGCGGAGCUGGAGAAGCUGCAGCUGGAGCUGCAGGAGGCCGUGAGGGAGAGCGAGAAGCUCAAGAUGGACCUGCGAAAUAUUCCAGAAGAAGUCGUGAAAGAAACGUCAGAAUAUAAAUGUCUGCAGUCUCAGUUCUCGCUGCUCUACAACGAAUCUCUGGGGGUUAAAACUCAGCUGGACGAGGCCAGAGCCCUGCUGCUCACCACCAAGAACGCUCACCUCCGGCAGAUCGAGCACAUGGAGGUGAGUCCGCCUAAACACACACCAUGAACCUGAACAUUCAGUACAACCAGAUUAAACCUGUUUUGGCCUAAAAGCCGGUCUGAUGCGGAGCGUUGCCUCGGUAACAGCAGCGCGUUACGGCAGCGGGAGGCGAAGGUUUUCCUCGACAGAAGCAAAAACUGAACAUUUUUCAACUUUCUGGUGUUCAAGCUCCAAAUUUCACAAAUGACUCAUCAAACACGUUCCACAGGAAAUGGAGAGUUUCUGAACGAAUGCUUAAAACAAGAUGGCUGCCUUUAGACCGUCCUGAAUACAAAAACGUUUCAAAACGUGCAUACGGUGGCGGUUUGUGAUAUGGGCAGUUGCCCAGGGCGGCAUCAGAAAGGGGUGGACACCAAAGAACUAGAGAAGAAAAUGCACCUUAUCUGUCCCCUGAAUAUGUUUGCUGCUCUUCCUAUGCAUCUGCAGUGGAGUCAGUUUCCCUUUGUUGCUGUUCAGUACAGGGAGACUCUGUGGAUUUUUAUAAUCAAUCUCUCCAGGAGCUUUUGGAGCUCCACGCUCCUCUAAAGUCGAGGCUGGUGUCGUUCUCCCGCUCAGCUCCUUGGUACACUGAUGAGCUGCGGAACAUGAAAGCUGUUGGUCGUGCUAUCGAGAGACGUGUAAAAAAA